CGAUUCGCUAAAUGAGCAGUGGGAGCAGCAAAUCGAGGAGUCUGGGAAUGGUGUUCCCGUUAGUGAAGCUAGGAUCCCUAGCCUUACGUACCAUCUGCAAACCCAUCGCUAAUCGCCUCAAAAAACAAGCUGGUAUCAACCCUGGCUUCCGUCAAUUCAUCAUCAACAUUGCCCAGGCGAAUCAUAGGUUUACCACAAAGUUACAAAGACGUGCUUCUGGUCGUGUAACUGAUGCGAUUAUUCGGCCUUUAAACGAAGAGAGAGCUGUUCAAGCUGCUGCUGAUCUUCUCGGAGAAAUCUUUGCCUUCACGGUUGCAGGGGCUGCUCUUGUCUACGAGGUGCAGAGAAACGCCAGAGGAGAAGCUAGAAAAGAAGAAAAGCGACAAGAAGAAUUACAGGAAUUCAGACUCAGACAUAAGAAGAUGGAGAAAGAGGUGGAAGAGAUGAACCAAAGGAUCUUCAUGAUUUCUGAAGCUCUUACUAAACAACAACUCGCUGAAGAAGCUCUUUCUAAACAGAGAGCUCUCGAGCUUUCUAAACAAAGAGAGCCUGCAAAAGAGGUUUCUAAACCAAGAGGACUCGCUUGGCUCUACAGCUUUGUUUAUUGUGGGAGUGCUCCUGAGAAGGAGAGUUGAAGAUACAAAACCCUUGGCUCUUCAGCUUUGCUUGUAAUAUAGUUUCUGCCUUUCUGAUAUAAUUAACCAGAUUAGUUUAUUGCUUAAGAAAUGUUCAGGGCUUCCAACGUCUAUCAUAAACCCAAAUUCUUCCUAAGGAUAUUCUUGAUUAUGACUUGGUCAAUCACUUUUUCACAUGAAGACCUUAAUAUAGGACCCAAUAUCAAGAUUGUUGUAUAUGGUUUCUUUUUCAAAUAUUAAA
Eruca vesicaria subsp. sativa (arugula) is the source of this 876-nucleotide messenger RNA. The record is from the annotation of a GenBank genome assembly. NCBI's taxonomy places the organism in Eukaryota, Viridiplantae, Streptophyta, Magnoliopsida, Brassicales, Brassicaceae.